Messenger RNA from Porites lobata, 5328 nucleotides. The record is from the annotation of a GenBank genome assembly. Lineage: Eukaryota; Metazoa; Cnidaria; Anthozoa; Scleractinia; Poritidae.
AUGGCUCACUGUAGCUACAAAGCGCUUCUAGGUAAGGUCACCCCUUCCCAGGGCACACCUUGCGGUCAGUCCACAGAUUAUCCUGGUCAGCUGGAAUGUAUUGCGCUCAAAGACUGUACAAAAGAUGUAACUGGCCAUUUAAAGACCUUAAACCUCAGCGCAGAUGAGGGUUUAGGAUCUGAAAUAAAGUUGCUGUUAGCCAGAGCAGGUAAAUACCACCCUAAAAUAUAAUAUUUUGGUCUUUUUAUCAGCUAUAUUAUUAUUAUACGUUUUACUUUUUAUCAUCAUGCACUUGAGGGUGGUUAUUCUCAACAAAUUCUCCUUCUAGGGGUUUUCUCUGUGGAAGAACAUCACUAUGCCUUGAGCAUUUGUCCAAGGCACAGGGCUGAUUUCGGCAUCCGCUGGAAGACAGGGAAGACCAUGUGUACAGUGCCCAAAGAAUUAGCAGUACAUAAAACUACAACUGCUAAAGGGAGCCACCGAGUGGAUAGCUUGAAGUCGGCGUUUAUUUUCAAAACCACACAUGUAUUCCAGUUGGAUCACGUAAGUUGCAAACUUUUCUGCGAAGAUUGGUUAGAUAAUGGUAAUUUUUCACGGUUAAGAAUCACAUAUAAGGUGGCACACAAGGCGAGGAGUUUGCUAGCACUCUAUUAAAGAAACAGUAAGAAAUUUCCACGAGACAGUGACAAGAGAGGAGAGAGCGUGCAAGGAGAGGGAAAGGCGCUUUUAAGAUGUAUUAAUUAUCACGUGUCGCUUGUUUGUAUUACGCAGGGGUCAUUUUUGCCUUGGGGGUGCGGGUAAUCCAAGCACACCUUGCAGUCCUCAUUCAAAAUUAUUGGUCUUGCGGGCAGGAAGUUCUCUUCUUUCUAUGUAUGUUUUAAAUGUAUUUGUUUAUACAGUAUAUUGACAUUAAUUUCUGUUCGUCUGUUCAUUUUGUGUUGCUUUUGUUUCUCCAUUUAAAGCAAUUUGUAAACAAUGCAACGAGUAUAUCAGCAAACAGGCCAUGCCCAACCAAACUCUAGUGUUUGCUUCAGGUGGGGUGGAGCCCGUCCCCGGGGUCUCGCACCUGCAAGAGUUACCCGAGCCCCAUUUGUUGGUAAGUAGUAAUAAGAAGCACUAGUGUAAAUGGUUCGCUUAAGUGGCUCCUUUAACGAUGGUAUGAAAUGUUUUCCUUCCAAAAAGAAAUUCAUCAUUCAUUCUUUCAUUUCCUUUUUAAUCCGUUUUUACUUUAGGGAUUUCUUUUCAUUUCUUUCUUUCUUUCUUAACGGGUUUGUGUGGGUGUUGGCUUAUGAAUAAAAUAAAAACAAAAUAAACGUUUUAUCAUGCUUUAUAGUAAUUACACAAUAUAUUUGUUUGAACUGUUUCAGGUAGAGGGGAAACAGGCCGUUCAAGUGCAGAAACAACUAGUAGUGAGUUAUCGUCUGAUGACCUUGCAACUGAACUGAAGAGGCUGGAGAUAUCGUCAAGAGGGCGGGAUGAUGAGACGUUCCUCAGUCCGGAUACCGGAAGUCUUGUUUCUUCCACGAGUGACGAGGCCCCAACCACUAUGCAAGAACCUCGUAAAAAGUUGAACCAAUAUCUGGUUUCGAAGAACAUCCCGCCAAUAACUCAACCCUGGAUGGAAUGGGAUAAAGCUGGAGAGAGCACUAAGAAGAGAUACACCAAAAGGACAGUGGAGAUCUUUUCUUCAGUCCUACAAGAUCUUACACCCAAUUAUGCAGGUUCUCUUUGGUUAGCGGUCGUCUCGUCCCCUGCCAUGAACAAAGCUCUUAAACUUGAUGAAUUAUCACAAACGUCCAAGAAUUAUCUUCAGGCCUUAGCAGAGGCAUACGGUAAAGCUCAAGGGUGGGAGACAAGAAGGCAGAUCUUGUCUAUCAUGUCAGGCGUUGCCAGCUUCAAUGAUAUUUCAAGAUUUAUACCAGGCUUAACUAGAUAUCGCUAUAGCUUGGCCAACCUGCAUCGCUUACAGUAUGGUAGCGGGGCUCCCACAACGCACCACCCUUCGCCGAGGAUAAAGGUUGAUCUGAAGCAACUUGACCAUUUUUUAUCGUAUAUAACAAGUCCGCAUUUGGUGCAGGAUCUACCAUUUGGGCAGAAAACGUUGAAACUCUCUUCUGGCCACCUGGUUGAGAUACCAAACGUCAUAAGGACGAUGAUACCCCAAAGAAUAGCACGUCAGUACGCUCAGUACUGCCACGAAACUGGCUUUAAACCAUUCAGUGAGCGUACUAUGCUUCGUGUAUUGGAGGAAUGCAAGGCCUCGGUCCGAAAAUCUCUCCAAGGACUUGACUACGUGGCCGCAGACGGUGCGCGUGCCUUUGAAGACUUAGAGAAUUUAGUCCGCCGACUUGGAGAGCUCGGUCUCGGGAAAGAGUGGGAGUUGCAGAACGUGGAAUUGCUCAAGGGUUCAAAAUUAUACCUUAAAAGUGAUUUUAAGGUAAGGCUUAAUUAAAAAUAAUAAUACCGUAUUUUUUCGAAUAAGCGCCCAACCUCGAAAAAGCGCCCACCUCGAUUAGGUGCCCGGCCUCGAAAAAGUGCCCACCCCCUUUUCCUCCCACGCAAACUAAAAUAAGCGCCCACCACCACCCCACCCCUUCCCCCCUCUAACCCCCCGAAAAAUAUUGAAUAAGUACUCAAGAGACUUCUUCGAAGGCGGAGUUUUCUUCAGAGUAUUUUACAGAAACCUUUUGUUACGUCUUCGCGUUUGGUACUACCAUUUAUUGUUUUGUUACAAAAUAAACAUACUACUUUUGCUGAAAAUGGUGAAAAUUUAAUAAGCGCCCAGCCUCGAAUAAGCGCCCACUCUCAAGGUCCAAAAAUUUAAUAAGCGCCCAGGGCGGUUGAUCGAAUAAAUACAGUAAUUGGAAAGAAUUUAAUCAUUCUUUACAAAGACUUUAAGUAUAAAAUUUAAAGAAUGAUUUUAAUUGUCACGAUUUGUCACAAUAAAUGCUGUGUGUUUUAAACAUCUUACAGGUCCACGUGUGUUCUUCCUCUGAGAUUGCGAGUCAUUGCAGUGUGUUUGCCUUAAGUGACUCCACCAGUCCUGAUCUGCAGCAGCAGUGUAGCCACAAACACGAAGAAUGCUCUGAGCAAUGUGAGAUCCUGCACUCAACUCUUCAGAACAUUUCCUCUGCAGUAGAAAGAGCAUCGUUUGCCACGCAAGAUGAUAAAGAAGAGGCCCUGUUCUUAGUCAACGCUUCUGUGCUUGCCAUCCAGUCAUGGAAAUGUCAUCUGCUGAGGUCGGCUCACCAGGACCAGGCUCGUUUGGACGCUAUCGACGCUCUUGAUCAGGAGACAGUUUUUAUCGUCAACGACUGGGCGAUGAAGUUUCUUCCUCAUAGAUACCGUGAGUCCCAAACGGACUGGUUUGGCAAGCGUGGGUUAUCAUGGCACAUAUCGGUGGUGUACAGACGGAAGGAGGAGGAACUACAGUGGCAAGCCUUUAUCCACGCAGUUCAGUCCUGCAGCCAGGGGAGUUCAGCUGUGGCAUCCAUAAUGCAUCAUGUCUUGGAAACACUCAAGCACGAGCACCCUGAGAUAAACAAAGCCUACUUCAGACAAGACAACGCAGGCUGUUACCACUCCACUCGCACGAUACUAGCUUGCAGAGAGAUGGCAGCGAGCACUGGAGUAAAAGUAGUCCGCGUAGAUUUUAGCGAUCCCCAAGGCGGAAAAGGGGCAGCAGACCGGCUGGCUGCAAGCUGUAAAAGACAUAUCAGGGCGUUUAUUGAUGAAGUCAAUGAUGUUUGCACUGCCGAUGAGCUUAAAGACGCAUUAUUAUCGCAUGGUGGAUUGAAAGGUGUAAGAGUUGUUUCCCUUGAUACGAUCAUCGAAACACCUGACAGUGGGCAAACUAUUACUGGCAUUACAAAACUGAACAAUUUUGAGUUUAGCUCUACAGAGUCUGUUACCUGUUGGCGUGCGUAUUGUGUUGGUCGCGGAAAAAUCAUCAAUCCAGGAUCUUCAUCAAGUAAGUAUGGGAAUUAAAACUAAAAAGUGAGCUACUGAGAAUUAAUGUAUGAGUUGUCGCUAAAUUUAAGUUCUGUAUUAAAAUGCAAAAGUGUAAGACCCUUACUUUAUUGGAGAACCUUACCAUACAAUAAUUAUCUGCAAGUACAUGUAUCAGAUACCUUUGGAGUCCGACGCAAUAUUCUUGGUUCUGAUAAAUGAAGAAAUGAUUGUCGCAGUUGUAAGAGCAAUUUAAAGAAUUACCAUUUUGUUCAAUUUUUUGGGUGGCUUAAACGGGAAAACCCAUAACUUCUACGUACGUUAGCGCGGCAGCGCUCUACUAACCGAGCUAUGAAUACCCAUGUAUUGGGAACAUACGUUUAUUUCUGUCAUGUUUGCUUUAAAAACUUAUAAAUGAUUUGAAAAAGAAAUCAGAAAACAACUCUUUAUUGGUAUUAAUUUAUUUACCUAAGGUCCUCGAUACCAAGUACUUCAGAAAUCAUUCUCCGAAGGAGAUUUUACUUCCUUCCGAUGUAAAUCUGAAGAACAGGUUGGACAGACAGCUUCAACAUCAGCAACUGUGGCCGAGCCAUCUGGUGGCAUUUCGGAAGACAGUGACCUAUCCACAGGGGUUUAUUCCUGUCCUCAAGACGGCUGCGUUCGUGUGUUCCAAAGAGUGUCUGCUUUAGAGAAACAUCUGUCUGUAGAAAAAUGUUCCCGAUCCCCGGAGAAAUAUUCUCUAAUGGAUUUAGCGAAAAUGGGGUACAAGACCCAUUUGGAAGAAGGUGUUGGCAUAUUGCCUCUCUUAAAGCCCCAGUUGCUCACCAGGAGGGUCACUUUGUACCAAAUGAGGGAUGGGCCCUCAGAGCAGCAAAGAAGGCGUAUAGAUUCAGCGAAAAGCAAAAGUCUUACUUACUGGCGAAAUUCUCUAUCGGUCAAACAACGGGCCGUAAGCUUGACGCCGAGGUUGUGGCGAGGGAAAUGAGACGCGCCCGUGGAGCAGAUGGUGUGCGACUUUUCCAGUCCUCAGAAUUCCUAACCAGCUGGCAGAUUGCGUCCUUCUUCUCAAGGCAAAGCGCUACACUACGGCAAAAGGACCCAGCAGAUGAAGCCGAUAUCCGGGCAUCUCAAGAGGAAGCUAACUUUAGUGCAGCGAAGGAGGUCGUUGAAACUAUUCAGCUCAACCAUCCUCUGGUAUACGAUCAGUACAACCUAUGUGAGAUGGCGCUCAGUGGUAACUUGAAAGUCCUCAAGCUACCGAUGCUUCAGCGCUUGAGCGAGGAUCUCGGCCUUGAUGCACCUGUCCCGCCUGUGCGCAAGAAGGCUCCAUACUUGGCACUCUUAGAGGAAAUAGCCAAACAGUGCACAUGCCGAAAGUAA